Diaporthe amygdali is the source of this 2424-nucleotide messenger RNA. RefSeq lists its product as uncharacterized. Lineage: Eukaryota; Fungi; Ascomycota; Sordariomycetes; Diaporthales; Diaporthaceae. Bases 1 to 2424 code for a protein of 807 amino acids. Gene Ontology annotation, biological process: transmembrane transport. Gene Ontology annotation, molecular function: transmembrane transporter activity. The transcript is spliced from 5 exons. Gene Ontology annotation, cellular component: membrane. The record is from RefSeq and is a predicted model, not a curated record.
AUGGAAGUCUCUGAGAAGUCCGACUUCGUCGGUAGCCCGGCUGCGCCAGGCAGUCUGGUAAUCGACUCGACCAGCGACUUCUCCGCCGACCAGAGGGACAUGCAGCGCAUGGGCAAGAAGCAGGAGUUCAAGCGCAACUUCAACUGGUUCAGCAGCAUUGCCUUCACCUCAUGCACGAUGGGCACGUGGGAGUUCGUGUUUAUCAACAACUUCCAGAGCCUUGUCGACGGUGGCAGGGCGGGCAUGUUUUGGAGCUACUGCUGGGUGAUCUUUGGCCAGUUCUUUGUUGUCCUGUCUCUGGCGGAGAUGUCGUCAAUGGCCCCGACCGCCGGCGGACAGUAUCAUUGGGUCUCUGAGUUCUCGCCCCAGUCCAUACAGAAGAUUUCAAGCUAUGCGUCAGGGUGGCUCAGUGCACUGUGCUGGCAGUCAUUCGUGGCUUCUGACUGCAUUUUCACCGCCCAGCUGCUGAUGGCGGCGGUGUCGAUCGGAAACCCAGGCUUCUCCCCUGAGCUGUGGCAGACGAGCCUUCUCGCGAUGCUUAUAGGGGUCAUGGUCACCUCGCUCAACAUCUGGUGCUCAAAGAGACUGCCUGUCAUUGAGAACUUCUUCGUCUUCCUCCACAUUGCCUGCUUCGUCAUCGUGAUGGUCAUUCUGGGUGUAACCAGCCAAAAGACUCCCGCCAAGCAGGUCUUUUUGGAGGUGACGGACAAUGGCGGCAAUUAUCCGACUCUUGGUCUGGCUGUCAUGGUCGGGCAGGUCUCUGCAAUGUGGAAUGUCUGCGCAUCUGACGCCGUAGCCCACAUAUCGGAGGAAGUAAAAGACGCCAGCAUCAUCGCCCCACGCGCCAUGUUCUGGUCCUUUGCCCUGAACGCCCCGAUCGCCUUCGCCAUUAUGCUGAUGUUUCUCUUCACGGUCCCCGACGUCACGGCCGCGACGACGGAAUACACGUUUCCCUUCCUGUCGAUCCUGGCCAGCAGCAGCCUGCCGCCCGCGGGAGCCCAGGCGAUCACGUCCCUGAUGGUGGUCCUCGUCUUCAUGAUCUCCGUGUCGACGUUCGCGUCGACGUCGCGGCAGUGCUUCGCGUUCGCGCGCGACCAGGGGUUCCCAGCGUCCGACUGGCUGCGCCGCGUCGACCCGGCGCUCAACGUUCCGCGUAACUCGUGCAUCUUCACCUUCGGCUUCACGAUCGUCAUGUGCCUCGUCUACCUUGGUAGCAGCGUCGCCUUCAACGCCAUCCUGUCCAUCGGCAUUGUGGCUCUCAUGGGCACCUACGGCCUGUCUACGGGGUGCGUCCUGUACCGCCGGCUGCGGUGGCCCGAGACGUUGCCGCCGGUGCGCUGGAGUCUGGGCCGCUGGGGUAUCUUGGUCAAUGGGAUUGACAAGGUCCCCAGCUCUGUCUGGCGCGCUCGAACAGGCCAAGUGCAACUCACCUCAAUUCACCACGGAACCACCAGAGCUAAGCAAACGGUACACAUCAUGUCUCAGUACAACACCGGACCUCAAUCUACCGCUAACGAUGCAGGCUGGGCCUCCUUCGACCCCAAGCUAGCACCCUUUCUCCCUACGAUGGACCAGUCAGGAGGCUGGACCUCGCCUGCUCACGCCGGAACAGGGCAAUCGACUGGAAGCACGGCGCCUUUGCCUCCCAUUCCUGAACCAGCGUCCUUGCAUGCCAAGGCUGGAUUCACUGGCCACAAGGCGUACCUCUGUACCUGCGGGAAGGCUUUCACCCGCGCCUCUGCUUUAAGACGCCACAUCGAAGAGUCUACUACACAGGCUCGCAAGCACAACUGCCCUCUCUGCGACCAUGAGUUCAAGAGAUCGGGUCACGUCGAACAACAUCUCCGUCUCGUUCAUAAAAAACCAAACGAUGUGAUCAAGGACCUUCUCACCGCUCAGGCAUCUAAGCCACUCGAGGAAGUCAAUCUUGCAACCACUUCCUCCGCCGCUGUUCCUGCGACGGGAUCCAUGAAUGCUCAUGCUGGCUAUCCCGUCCUCCUCUCAGGCGGACCUUGGACCGAGCCAACUGGCUUCCAUUCUACGGUCCUAGUCGAUGGUCCUGUGUCACAGCCUGGGUACUUCUCAGACUUGCUCUCGGGUUUCCCGGUUCCUGGCACUGGAUUUGCGGCAAAAACCCCUGCAUUGAUGUCCCAUGACUUCGUGGCGCAGGCAACUGGGUGCCAUGUCUAUCCGGCCGGUGCCGUGCCCGCGAGCCAGACCGGUUUCACCGGCGACUUUGCUCCGGAUCUUGCCAGCAAUUCGGCCGCACAACCGGAAGACGAUCUCGGUCUUUUCGACCCGAACCUGGCUUCAGUCAUGGCUUCAGUCACUGUGGACACAGCUGACGGCUUUGGAAUGCCAGCCCUGGAGAGUGAUUCCAUAGAGGGAAUCUACGAUGUCGACCUUGACAUUUUCGGUCUCUAG